Messenger RNA from Tachysurus fulvidraco (yellow catfish), 1218 nucleotides. Its product is annotated as mucin-22-like. Lineage: Eukaryota; Metazoa; Chordata; Actinopteri; Siluriformes; Bagridae. The annotation marks the transcript as partial. The transcript has 2 exons. The record is from RefSeq and is a predicted model, not a curated record.
ACUACAGCAAGCACUACUACAGCACGCACACCUACAGCAAGCACAACUACAGCAAGCACAACUACAGCAAGCACAACUACAGCAAGCACACCUACAGCAAGCACAACUACAGCACGCACAACUACAGCAAGCACAACUACAGCAAGCACAACUACAGCAAGCACACCUACAGCAAGCACAACCACAGCACGCACACCUACAGCAAGCACAACCACAGCACGCACACCUACAGCAAGCACAACUACAGCACGCACACCUACAGCAAGCACAACUACAGCAAGCACACCUACAGCAAGCACAACCACAGCAAGCACAACUACAGCAAGCACACCUACAGCAAGCACACCUACAGCAAGCACAACUACAGCAAGCACACCUACAGCAAGCACAACUACAGCACGCACACCUACAGCAAGCACAACUACAGCAAGCACACCUACAGCAAGCACAACUACAGCAAGCACAACUACAGCAACAAGCACAACUACAGCAAGCACACCUACAGCAAGCACAACUACAGCAAGCACAACUACAGCAAGCAUACCUACAGCAAGCACAACUACAGCACGCACACCUACAGCAAGCACAACUACAGCACGCACACCUACAGCAAGCACAACUACAGCAAGCACAACUACAGCAAGCACACCUACAGCAAGCACAACUACAGCAAGCACACCUACAGCAAGCACAACUACAGCACGCACACCUACAGCAAGCACAACUACAGCACGCACAACUACAGCAAGCACAACUACAGCAAGCACACCUACAGCAAGCACAACUACAGCAAGCACACCUACAGCAAGCACAACUACAGCAAGCACACCUACAGCAAGCACAACUACAGCACGCACACCUACAGCAAGCACAACUACAGCACGCACAACUACAGCAAGCACAACUACAGCAAGCACACCUACAGCAAGCACAACUACAGCAAGCACACCUACAGCAAGCACAACUACAGCAAGCACACCUACAGCAAGCACAACUACAGCAAGCACAACUACAGCAAGCACAACUACAGCAAGCACACCUACAGCAAGCACAACCACAGCACGCACACCUACAGCAAGCACAACCACAGCACGCACACCUACAGCAAGCACAACUACAGCACGCACACCUACAGCAAGCACAACUACAGCAAGCACACCUACAGCAAGCACAACCACAGCAAGCACAACUACAGCAAGCACACCUACAGCAAGCACA